Daldinia caldariorum is the source of this 1642-nucleotide messenger RNA. RefSeq lists its product as uncharacterized. The record is from RefSeq and is a predicted model, not a curated record. NCBI's taxonomy places the organism in Eukaryota, Fungi, Ascomycota, Sordariomycetes, Xylariales, Hypoxylaceae. The transcript is spliced from 5 exons. Bases 474 to 1595 code for a protein of 373 amino acids.
AGGAAAUAUAUGACAGAGUUUCCGUGGUCCCAUCCCAUUUAUGCCCGCGCCGAGCGCAGGCUGCCCCUCACCGGCAGACCGGUUACCCCUUACAUGCAACCUGUGUUACACGACACGACACAGCCGUCAAUUGCCUAGGUAGGGCAGGCCGGCCUGUUGGUUACCUUAUCCUUCAUGUGAGACAGACAAUCCUACAGCAACUUGGACUGGAAUAUGUAGCUGAGUACCUACGGUACAUAUCUGAAUAAGGUACCUACCUAUCUUCCUACAUACCAGGUACCUAACCUACCUGGUAGAUACCGACCUACCUGACCUAGGUAUCUAUAUAGAAGGUUGGUACAGUCGGUGAACAUUGCACCCAACUCUUCUCCUCUCUGUAGAAUUCGUCUCGUCUUUGAUAUCCCAUCGUCGUCAAGACCUCAUUCAACAUUCUAGGUGUCGACUUAAAUUCUUGAAUUCAAUUUUUCUCGAUUAUGGCUGAAAGUCCUGACCUCAAUGGUCCAGUCCUGUCGCCGCCCGAUGGCAUCGAGUCUAACCUAGACAACCCACCAAACCGCAAUGCUCUGGUCAUUGGAUUCACCUCAUUCUUUCUUGCCAUAUCAUUGAUAUUCCUCUUAGUUCGCGCCUACGCGAGACUCUUUUACGCGAAGAAUACGCAAGCACUUGGAGACUCAUUGAUAAUUCCUGCAAUAGGGACUUACAUUGCUGCAUGCAUCAUCGUCUUCCGUAUAGCUAUCACCUCGGGGUUUUUCGUCCACGGCUGGGACUUUCGACUGAAAGAUCUAGCAUGGUUCUACUACAAUCUCUUUCUCGGCACUCAACUAUAUCUCGCCACCAUGAUAACGUUGAAGUCAACCAUUCUCCUCGAAUGGGCUCGGAUUUUUGGGCCGGGUAGCCGCAAAGCAUUUCGCUGGUCGUGCUAUAUCAUCGCCGCAUUGAAUGCGAUCUACUAUACUAUAAAUAUCAUCCUCGAGUGCACGGCAUGCACCCCACGGGAGUAUUAUUGGGACAAGACAAUCCCUGGUGGUACUUGUAGAUACUCGGCCAUCCUAUCUCUAAUAUCUGCCAUUGUCAAUCUCGUCUUCGACGUCGCUAUCCUUAUCCUGCCACAGGGAGUUAUCUGGCGUCUGAACAUGUCCCGGAGGAAGAAAGUUGGCUGCUCCGUCGUCUUCAUUAUUGGCCAUCUGGCCUGUGUUUGUGCGGCGCUCCGAAUAGCCUUCUCUGUCGCAUACGUAUCGAGUGACGACUAUACGUACCAACUAUCACCGCAGACGAUCCUAUGUAAUGCCGAAGUCGCCGCCGGCUUUUUGGUUUUCACCACGCCUGCUACCCCGAAGCCGAUACUUUAUUUGACUCAGCAGGCUAUGGGGUCGAUGGAUCGAUUGAUACGUUCCGCCAGGAGCGGCAGCCGGGGGACGGCAGCAGGCGUGGAGAGCGGAUUCAAUUCGCAGUCUAGACCUUUCAAGUCUUUGUUCUUUCGAAAGAAGUCGGGAUCAAACUUGUACAACCCGAUCGACGAGCGCAAUGACUUGCAAUUAAGUUCAUGGAAGUAUCCUGUGAGCGGUAAUACCACUCAUAGGUCAGAUAGGCUGUAAUAGCAAUUGUGCUAUUAAACUCAUUAAUAAAUACACUUUUGGCUCAG